AUGUGGUCAAAACUUGUUGGCCAACUUAAGAAUGCAAAUCCAAUAUUUGGCGCAUCGGCUCCUUCUCCCGCAACAUCAUCUUUAAAGCAAGAAAAGUCGCAUGGAAGAAGAUCCAGUAUUGGUUCGCCUAAAGACCCACGUGCAACUGUAGCCAGACGAAAGAGUAGUUUGUUAUAUGGAGUGGUAUCAGAGGUUGAGGUUUUGACACAAGAAAAGCAUGAGAAACUACCGCGAAAAAUAAUCCCUCCUGAGCAGCAAACAGAAUUGCAUUCACUCUUUCAACUAUGGCAGAAUUCUUUUAAUGAACAGGAACGGGUUAUUCUUUUGACUGCAACUUCGCGUAAAUUUUUUGAGACUUUCUUCGAAUGUCCGAAAAUGAUUGAAGAGAGUCUGGAUAAUAAUUUGGAGAUUUUCACGGAUGCUAUCACACGACAUUUGAUUAGCAAUAUAGGAGGAGUCGAAGUGUCAGCUUCGGAUAUAUUACAGAAAUUAGCCGAUGAAAGUCAGUUGUUUUUCAUAAUUAAGACGAUUAACUUAUUAUGCGACGGACCCGAAGUUGUAUACGAGGUUAUGUCGGCACACGCACUUCCCGCUAUCUUGAUUAAGACAUUUCAGCGUUUUGUUGAGAUCCCUACGUCGAAUGUGGGACGAGAUGGAAAGGAUGCAUCAGAGAGAAUGGCCCCGUCAGAUGUUGUAUCAGAUAUUCUGACGGAUAUCCUUGUUAAUUUUGUGACUUAUAGAUCAACGCUCAACCAGUUGUUAGAACAGGACCUGUUAUACAUAUUGGUCGAAAUGGUGAUAACAGAUAAACUGGUUUUGAAUGGAGGUUACAAUCUCUGGAUCGAAAGAGCACUAGAAGUACUUGUUGAACUGUUUGCAUGUGCUACACAAGAAGUCGUAUCAUACUUUCUCAAUAAAGAUAUUAUGAAAACCCUCAUGAAAAUACUAAAUGAUAGUAUAAAAAUAGAGGAAAAUAGAUUUAUCGACAGUGGGAGAUUGAUAUAUGCCGGAUCUUUAAUUAUAGAAUUAAUACUAGGUACAAUUCACGUGUCACCUAUAUUCUUGGAGAGUUUUGUGAAUAUGAAUGGCUAUGAGACAUUCUACCACCUUCUUUUAUUGCCCCCCUUUGAUGAAAAGAGUUCAAUGACAAAGGAUACUUUAAUAACUAUGGUUGAGGAUCUGAUAUUUGCUGGAGUGGAGGAAUUUAAACCUGUUGCUUCUAAUGGAACACCAUAUCAACAUAGUGAUUUUCAAUUACCGGCUGGAAAUGAGAACGAUGACGAAACACUUUUUCGCAAUGAAAGGGCACUUCAAGUUCUGAUCUCUGUUCUUUUAUAUCCGGAGCCAACAUUUUCUCCGGAUUCAAAAAUUUCAAGCUCUAUUCAACUUCCUGAUAUUUUUCGUCAAAAAAUUGUUGUUUCUAUUGCGGGGAUUUUCAAGUCUAAUAACCUGAACUAUUUCUUGAUGGAAUCCUUGAAUAUUUUGCCAACUUUAAUAGAGAAUUUGGAUAAAUUUAGUCCGAAAAGAUCGAUACUGGAUUUGUUGGUAUUUGUUAUGGUUGAUUUGAAUUAUGUUCCAUUCAGGGAGUUGGUUGUGUUGUCACUUCAUUUUCAAGGACAAUCCUUGAAACAUACAACCGCGAUAGCUUGUGAAACCGUUACUUCGCUUUUACAGUCAUCGCCGAAAUUCAAAGAAGUCUUUAGGGAAAUCGGAUUGCUCAAUAUGUUGUGUAGCUUACUUCAGGAUCUAGCAACUACUUUGCAGGAUAAAUUUGGGAAUACACCUUUUGUCAAAAGAAUAUCAAUUUCAAAUUUAAGCGAUAUCAUGAACAGUCAACAGAACGAAAUCUCAAAAGCGAAAAGUCGGUUUGGUCACGAAGUCAUUGACAAUUUUCAUUUGAUAUCCGAAUGCUUGGUUGAAUUAUUGAAGGGAAAUAAGGCAAAUCUUUCGUUAUUUGGAGCUACCUAUAAGGGCAAUUUGUUCGACCUGCUUCAUUAUGACGAGACUCGUGAUGGUGCUUUAACUAUCUUUGAAACGUUGGUGGUCGAAGGACAUGUGCUUUCUAACAGAGCGGAGUUACAGGCUCCUCUUGAACAUUCAUUUCAAUUUGGGAGGUUAAUCGAGAUAGUCCAAUCUCUUUCUAGAUUUGAUCUUAAAAUGAAGAAGCAUAUACUAUGGUCUAUGAAACGUAUAUUAGUCUCUUGUCCCGAUAUGAAAGAUGUAUUUCGUGAGACGGGUGGUUUUGUGUGCCUUGUUAGUUUGUUGGUUGGGUUGGAAGAUGUUUUUAAAUUAUUGGCGAGAAGUAAAGAUGAAAGUGAUCAUUCAGACAAUCAAGGGAAUGUUGAACUUCUAGACGUUCCUCGAACUGAAGAGUUGCCUGAAAUGUCUCAAGCUAUUGACACCUUGAAGGCAAUUUUUUUGACUUUCGCCGAGGCGGUAUCGAACCAUGAAACGAAUCGACGUUUUUUCAAUGAUUCAAUUGGGUACAAAUCCAUCGAAGACGCUAUUCAUCUUACUGACAUCCUUAAACCCACUGGUUCGCCCGAACAUCUUUUUGGGAUAUUAUUUAGUUUUGCAGUUGAGAAUGAGACCAUCUCGGAGGUGUUUGUCGAUGAUGUCCCAAAUGGUGGUAAUGUGCCACAUGAGAUAGGUCCGAGUAAAAUUAUAAAAAUGCUGGGCAAUCUUACAGACGAAAUUUGUAAUCCAGACAUAAUUUCAACCAUCAUGACCCUGCAACUCUCAGUGAGUUAUAAGCCAAAGCUGGUUUUGAAGAUUUACGAAGCAUUACUUGCACUUUCUUUCGCGAACCGAAGAAAUCAAGUCAUGAUGAAUAAAUCGGGCGUACUCGAGGUUGUUUUACGUCGCUUGUUUUUACCUUCAAAUACGAUAAGCUGUGGAGAUAAAUCGAAUGAUCUAAUCAGCACACAGGAAAAACGAUUCUUGACUAGGUUGGCACAAAGAUUAAUUGAAAUGGGUGUUUCCACAACAGAAAUUAGAUUCUUGUUUGAACAGUUUGAGAAUGGUAAUCAGCAACAUACAGAUGAGACUCUUGAGACGGAUGGAACACUUAUGACUGCAAUGGACAUGGUUCUAUAUGGAGUGCAAAGAAGUCGAUGGCCUCGUUUCGUUCAAUUCGACAUGUGUCAGUUUGGUUAUUCCUGCUUGGAAAUGAACAAUCUGACUGAUAAACCUUUUCCACCGGCCAAUGGGGGGUACACUUUUAUGACUUGGAUUGACAUUGAGAAUUUUGAUCCUAAUGUUAAUCUGACUCUCUUGGGAUUGAGAGAUGAAGAAGACCGGUGUUAUUUGCAUAUAUAUAUCGAAGCUCGAACACAUAAACUUGUGAUUCAGACUUCACCCAGGCAAGGGGUCCGAUUUGAAAGUUUUGUAUUUCGAACUGGAUGCUGGUAUCAUAUUGCCCUCGUGCAUA
Messenger RNA from Acaulospora morrowiae, 3430 nucleotides. The record is from the annotation of a GenBank genome assembly. NCBI's taxonomy places the organism in Eukaryota, Fungi, Glomeromycota, Glomeromycetes, Diversisporales, Acaulosporaceae.